Metarhizium acridum CQMa 102 is the source of this 3258-nucleotide messenger RNA. Lineage: Eukaryota; Fungi; Ascomycota; Sordariomycetes; Hypocreales; Clavicipitaceae. The record is from RefSeq and is a predicted model, not a curated record.
AUGGGCAGAUCACAGACUGCAUCUCUCCCCAUUAUCCCGCUCGCUAGAGGCACCGUCCUGCUUCCUGGCUUGAUUCAGCGAAUCUCUGUCACUUCGAGCCGUCCCGAUAUCCCUGCGCUCCUCGCCCACGUCUACGAGCAAGCUGCCGCCAAAGGCCCCGAGGGACGAAUCGACAGUAUAUCAAUCGCUUGCGUUCCGCUCUCCUCACCCUUCGUAGGCCCCACUGGCCAGCUUCUCAUCAACAAUGGAGAGGAGAUAGAUACCUCGCAGCUUGCCGAGGUGAAUCCCGGCAGUGCCAACAAGGCCGAUGUCUUUGGAUUUGGUGUUGCCGCCAAGAUUGUCGGCAUUGAUGGCCGCGGUGCCGGCGAGUUUGCGCUCCGUGUUGAAGGCACUUGUCGUGUCAGAGUAGAUAGCAUCUCCCGCGAGCGACCCUUUUUCCAGGGCAAGGUUACAUACUUUAGCGAUGAAAGUACGUCUUUGAUAUUUCUGCCAAGUGACCCACCAGUGCGCUCUAACCAUGCGUCUUCUUCUCUAGUUGAUAUGGCCGACAAACAACUCCAGGAUCUUUUUGGCUUGCUCAAAGCUCAGUCCCGCGAACUCGUUACCAUUUUAAGAAUCUCGUCGCUGUUACCACGCACCAAGAAUGGGCCGGCAUUGUCACCUGGGCUUACGAAACGGCUCGAAAUGCUCAUCAUGCGACGCGAGAUGAAGGAAGCAGGACUGCUGGCUGACUUCAUGUCAAACCUCGUCGAGGCGUCCCACGAGGAGAAGCUGGGCGUACUAGCCGCGCUGGAUGUCAAGGUCAGAAUCACAAAGGUCAUUGAGCUGCUGGAGCGGCAAGUAGGGGGUAUCAAGAACAACUUCAAGAUUACCACAUUCACUGCAGUCCCUGUCCAGAUUCUCGACAGGCUAAAUGACAAUCCUAACAAGAGGAAUGGCCCCGGUCUGCCAAUUCCAGGCGUCAACUUCCUUUCGGGCGCCGGUCAGAUGCCAUCUGGUAACGAUCAAGGAGACGAGCAAGAGGCAAAUGAGCUGGAUGAGCUGAAAAAGAAGCUGCAAAAUGCCCAGCUCCCAGCCGAGGUGGCCAAGACUGUCGACAGAGAGCUGCGACGGCUACAGAAGAUGAUGCCCAUGAAUCAGGAAUAUCAAGUCACACGCAACUGGCUUGAAACUCUGUCGGAGAUCCCCUGGGCAGCAGUCACAGAUGAUCGCCUGGGCCCCAAGACGCUGAUCAGAGCACGAAAACAGCUUGAUGAUGACCAUUACGGCUUGGACAAGGUCAAGAAGAGGUUGAUAGAAUAUCUCGCCGUCCUUCGUCUGAAGCAGUCUUUGAACGACGACGUCGACGAGCAGAUCCGUAAGGCCGAGGCAGAGAUUGCCCCUGCGCACGAUUCUAGCAACCCGCCAGCUGAGGGCGCGAACCCAGAGAACAGUGCAAAACUCCAGAUCCUGAAAUCAAAGAGGAUGGUGGACAAGUCACCGAUUAUGCUUCUUGUCGGCCCGCCUGGAGUUGGUAAGACUAGUCUGGCCAAGUCAGUCGCCACGGCACUCGGAAGGAAGUUUCAUCGCAUCUCUCUCGGCGGCGUUAGAGACGAAGCCGAGAUUCGUGGACAUCGUCGAACAUAUGUUGCUGCUAUGCCCGGCUUGAUUGUUCAAGGUCUACGAAAGGUUGGCGUUGCCAAUCCAGUCUUCCUCUUGGAUGAAAUUGAUAAGAUCGGCAUGGCCAGCGUCCACGGAGACCCCUCUGCCGCCAUGCUCGAAGUCUUGGAUCCAGAACAGAACCAUACUUUCCAGGACCACUACAUAGGCAUGCCGAUCGACUUGUCCAAGAUCCUCUUCAUUGCCACGGCAAACAACUUGGACACCAUUCCGGCGCCGCUCCUGGACCGCAUGGAAAUGAUUUAUCUCCCGGGCUACACCACCCUGGAGAAGCGUCAUAUUGCCAUGCAACACCUCGUUCCCAAGCAGAUCCGAGCCAAUGGAUUAGUCGAGGACCAAGUCAUCUUCAACAAGGAUGUUGUCUCCAAGAUUAUCGAGUCGUACACUCGUGAAUCAGGGGUUCGCAACCUGGAACGAGAGAUUGGGUCUGUAUGCCGUGCGAAAGCCGUGGAGUAUGCUGAAGCCAGAGAUGGCGGGAGUAUUGAAAAGUACAGGCCACUUCUUACAAUCGAGGACAUUGAAAACAUUCUCGGCAUCGAAAAGUUUGAAGAGGAAAUUGCCGAAAAGAUCAGCCGCCCCGGUAUCGUUACAGGUCUUGUGGCCUACAGCACUGGCGGCAAUGGAAGUAUCCUGUUCAUUGAGGUCGCCGAUAUGCCGGGCAAUGGCAGGGUACAGCUGACGGGCAAGCUGGGCGAUGUCCUCAAGGAGAGCGUGGAAGUCGCCUUGACCUGGGUCAAGGCUCAUGCCUACGAGUUGGGCCUCACUCCUGAGCCUACGACGGACAUCAUGAAGGACCGCAGCAUUCAUGUACACUGUCCUUCUGGUGCGAUCCCCAAGGACGGACCAAGCAGUGGCAUCGGACAGGCUAUUGCCCUCAUCUCCUUGUUUUCUGGCAAAUCUGUGCCUCCAACAAUGGCCAUGACGGGUGAAAUUUCCCUUCGCGGACGUGUCACGGCCGUUGGCGGCAUCAAGGAGAAACUCAUUGGGGCUCUCCGAGCCGGCGUCAAAACAGUCUUGCUUCCGGCACAGAACCGGAAGGACGUCAAGGACUUGCCUCAGGAAGUCAAGGACGGUCUGCAAAUUGUGCACGUUAGUCGACGAUGCCGUCCGACCACGGGCACCAGUAGCGUGGAAGUCGCCUUGACCUGGGUCAAGGCUCAUGCCUACGAGUUGGGCCUCACUCCUGAGCCUACGACGGACAUCAUGAAGGACCGCAGCAUUCAUGUACACUGUCCUUCUGGUGCGAUCCCCAAGGACGGACCAAGCAGUGGCAUCGGACAGGCUAUUGCCCUCAUCUUCUUGUUUUCUGGCAAAUCUGUGCCUCCAACAAUGGCCAUGACGGGUGAAAUUUCCCUUCGCGGACGUGUCACGGCCGUUGGCGGCAUCAAGGAGAAACUCAUUGGGGCUCUCCGAGCCGGCGUCAAAACAGUCUUGCUUCCGGCACAGAACCGGAAGGACGUCAAGGACUUGCCUCAGGAAGUCAAGGACGGUCUGCAAAUUGUGCACGUUAGUCAUAUUUGGGAAGCGAUCCGCUUGGUAUGGCCAGACUCUCACUGGGCCGCAGAUGGUCACUACGCCAGCAUUGAGAGCCGGCUGUGA